CCCGGGGUGCUCGUGCUUAGCGUAGAGCGCGCCCUCGCGGCUGCUGCAGCGGAGUUAAUCCGGUCUGAAGUGUAAAGCAAUAAUUUGUUUUAAGAGUUGCUGCCUAGCAGCUUUAAGGAAGCUUUAGACGUUGCCAGUUUAAGAAGCAAUCAUGCCUGCUGAAGGAGGGAAAACAGACAUGGAGAGGAUAGGCCUCUUCAGCGAGAUGGAAUACGUAACUGUUGGUGAUAAAUAUGUAUCAUCAUAUAAUCGAGCAUUUAAUGAGGCUGCAACCAAAAAUAGACAGAUGCUACCUGGGGGAUCCAAAGCAAUAUCAGCCCUCCAGGCAGGUUAUUUUGAUCCUCAGUUUUCAAGGAUUUUUGAAGGUGAAGGCUAUAUAAAUAUGAAUCAAGUGAGGAGACGGGCUAUGAUGGAAGAAGCCAAAAAGAAUAUAACCAGAGCCUUCAUCCCCAGUAGCGGAGGGAAGAAGCCGUGUGGAUUGGGAAGUUACUAUGGAACAAUAGGUGGUCCAAUCCCAUUCUUCAGUGCACAGGCAAAACCUAAGGAUAAGUAUGAACCACCUGGAAAGAAUUUAUACACAAACCCAGGAAAGAAAGGAACUGGAUAUGGCUAUGCAAAUGUGACAAUAGGCAAGCAAUUAUCACACUCUGCUGAUUUUUAUGAUGAGGCGAAAGUAAAUUAUAAGAAACACAUAGAGGACCACCACCGUUUGAUGAAGGGGGCUCCAUUCAAGUUAAAUCUUUACCCAAAGGAUUACUUUGAUGUUAAUCCUUACUUAUUUGAGAAAACUUUGCCUCCAAUCAAAAAAGAAGUGAAAAAAGAAUUACUUUCAGGUGCUUUUAAACCCUCUUCUCCUGGGAAAAAACCUGGUGGAAUGAAGGCUGGAACAUUUGACCCAUAUCCGUCACAUUCUGUUGAACCAGCUGUGGUUAAAUUCAGAAAGGAGCCUGUCGGAAAAAGUGAGAAGAUUUUCCAUCCGCCAAAUGGACCAAAAAGCAGACCAAUUGAAAGUAUAGUGGCUUUGAAUGUCAAAAGAACACUGAAUACAAAUAAUUACAAGACUGCUUCAGUACAGCCCUAUUAACUGGAAGACAAGUAGCUUUUAGAUCCUGACGACCAGUGACUCCUUAUGAAGAGCUAAUUGUUGGAAAAAAAA
Dipodomys ordii (Ord's kangaroo rat) is the source of this 1156-nucleotide messenger RNA. It is a transcript of the gene Cfap96, whose product is annotated as chromosome unknown open reading frame, human C4orf47. The record is from RefSeq and is a predicted model, not a curated record. NCBI's taxonomy places the organism in Eukaryota, Metazoa, Chordata, Mammalia, Rodentia, Heteromyidae. The transcript has 8 exons. Bases 152 to 1084 code for a protein of 310 amino acids. Gene Ontology annotation, cellular component: centrosome.